UUUAUUUGGCUCAGUGGAGUCCCGGCUCUCCCUCGCGCGUAAUGCGGACCUUUUCCUACAUCGGACACCGGAGAGACACCCGACAACAUUCAUAUCGGCAAACGGCCAACAAGCGGCUCAUUUCAAAAAGAAAAAAAGGGAAGUGAUUUCUUAUUGUCGAAGUCUGAUAACAUCCUUGAACAUAUUUUGACUUUUUUUUUGUGCGCGUAGUUUUCAAAGUGAACAAGAAUGUUAUUGCACAGUAGUCUUAUCUCUGGAAGCUCGCGGUUGAAAUGGAUGGCCACAUUACUUCACACGGGUCUGUUCCUGCAGCUGGCGCUCUGGAAGACGACAGAGGCCAUCCACCCAGACUGCGCCCUGGUGGUUCAGCACAUGAAGGCUCAAGAACAAUGUAACCAGCUCCUCAAACAGGAGGAGAACAACCACUCUGCCAGGACAGGGUGUCUGACAGAGUGGGAUGAUAUCCGUUGCUGGUAUCGUGCAGAUGUGGGACAGGUGGUCAGCGUCUCAUGUGCCAAUGCGUCCCAGCUGUUUGCCAAUAACCAAGGUUACAUCUACAGGAACUGCACUGAGCAUGGAUGGUCCGAGCCCUACCCCUCCUAUGACCAGGCCUGCGAGUUCACAGAGUACGAAGAGACAGAUCCAGAGACAACAUACUUCUCCAACUUCAAACAGGUGUACACGGCGGGCUACGCUACCUCCCUCAUCUCUCUUAUAUCAGCGAUUUUUGUCUUCACCGUGUUCAGGAAGUUUCACUGCACCAGGAACUACAUCCACAUCAACCUGUUCUUCUCCUUCAUCCUGAGAGCGAGCGCUGUCUUCAUUAAAGAUGGCGUUCUUUUUUCGGAUGUAAACCUGGACCACUGCUUCAUGUCUACUACAUCCUGUAAAUCUGCCGUGGCCUUCUUCCAGUUCAGUAUCCUGGCCAACUACUUCUGGCUGCUGGUGGAGGGCAUGUACCUGCAGACGCUGCUUGCUCUCACCUUUGUCUUCCAGAAGAAAUACUUCUGGUGGUACAUACUCAUCGGCUGGGGUGUCCCAACAACAAUCAUAAUGGCGUGGAUCCUCACUCGAAACUUCUACGAUAACAAGGGGUGCUGGGAUGACACAGAUGUGGCCUUCAUCUGGUGGAUCAUAAAAGCUCCAAUAACUGCAUCACUACUGGUGAACUUCAUCAUCUUCAUCAACGUGAUCCGCAUUCUGGUCCAGAAGCUGAGAUCUCCUGGUGUCGGUGGCAACGACACCAGUCACUUCAAGAGGCUGGCCAAAUCCACUCUGCUUCUCAUCCCUCUGUUUGGGAUGCACUACAUGGUGUUUGCUUUCCUGCCAGAAAACACAGGAGCAGAGGCCCGACUCUUCAUAGAGCUCGGUCUGGGAUCUUUUCAGGGAUUUGUUGUGGCCCUGCUUUACUGUUUCCUGAAUGGCGAGGUGCAGGCAGAACUGAAGAAGAGGUUUUGGAAGUGGCAGACUCAGAGUUACCUGAGGUACAGUAAACGACGGCGCACGUUGUUCACUGAAAGCAGCACGGUCACUCAGAUCUCCGUCUUGGACAAAUCCAGCCCCAAAGAUCAGCCGGCCUCAGAGACACACGCCCUCACAGCCGGCAACGUCUCCACUGUCUGAGGAACAUUCCCUAAUGUUCAUGUGUUACACCCACUCGGUAUUUGCACGAGGUCCUGAGCAGGUGACUAAACCUCGGAGCCUGAUUGUUGAAUGUUUAAAGUUCUUCUUAACUUGGUUGCAGAGUCCCACAUGGGCUGCCUUAGGUCUUUAAAUCCUUUUUUUAUUCACAAUAUCCCACACAACUUUCCCUCAUGAUAUUACUUAUUUUUCCAGGCUUUAGACAGAGAGGCCACAUGUGCUAUUGCCUUUGUUUUUAUCCCAGGCAAGAUUUAGCUUUGGGGUCCCUCCUUCACAUCUACUCACAACCACCAAAUCAGUUCUCCUCUUUUACAAAAGUGCUGAUAUCAAUUACACCAUGAAUGUGGUUUGAAAACAUUGUCCUUUAAGUUUUUAUUUAGAUAAAUGUAAUUAGAAAUCAACCUUAUCAUACUAAAAUUAACAAUUAUGAUUAGUUUCUUCUGUCACAGCUCCUCUGAGUCCUUCUAG
This is a messenger RNA of Sander lucioperca (pikeperch), 2109 nucleotides long. It is a transcript of the gene ghrhrb, whose product is annotated as growth hormone releasing hormone receptor b. Gene Ontology annotation, biological process: adenylate cyclase-modulating G protein-coupled receptor signaling pathway; cell surface receptor signaling pathway. NCBI's taxonomy places the organism in Eukaryota, Metazoa, Chordata, Actinopteri, Perciformes, Percidae. The transcript has 13 exons. Gene Ontology annotation, molecular function: vasoactive intestinal polypeptide receptor activity; G protein-coupled peptide receptor activity; peptide hormone binding. Gene Ontology annotation, cellular component: plasma membrane. The record is from RefSeq and is a predicted model, not a curated record. Bases 229 to 1623 code for a protein of 464 amino acids.